Messenger RNA from Cladocopium goreaui, 387 nucleotides. The record is from the annotation of a GenBank genome assembly. Lineage: Eukaryota; Dinophyceae; Suessiales; Symbiodiniaceae.
AUGCUGGAAUUGCUAAUUCCGUCCCUCAUUAGCUCUUUGGUGGCAGUGCAGCUGACGAAUUUGCUGUGCCCAACAUGCAGAUGCCACAAUGAUGCCACAGAGCUAUCCAGUCUGAGUGCGGUCUCUUAUGAAUCUUUCUUUUCGAAGCAGGUUCUCAAGCAAACUGAGCUGGAAGUCUUUACAAAGAAGAAGCAUGAGAAUUUGACAGGCUGUAGCCAUUCAACAACCUGCUCCAUUUGCCUAAGCGACUUUGAGGAGUCAGCAAUGCUGCGACGUCUCCCUUGUGGUCAUGCUUUUCACCAGUGUUGUUCAGAGUCCUGGCUUUCUCGGGUCGGCAGUUGCCCUCUGUGCCGUGGAGAGCUUGUGGCUUCUGACACUGCAGUAUGA